Molecule: messenger RNA, 1184 nt
Organism: Asparagus officinalis (garden asparagus)
Lineage: Eukaryota; Viridiplantae; Streptophyta; Magnoliopsida; Asparagales; Asparagaceae
Product: phosphoglycolate phosphatase 2-like
Exons: 11
Coding region: 43-984 (313 amino acids)
Molecular function (GO): phosphatase activity
Source: RefSeq, a predicted model, not a curated record
CUAUAAAAAUCUUUGUUUGCAAAAUCGUGGCUCUCCCUUGAAAUGGCUGAAGUGACAACGAGAGAAAAAGAAGAGGAGAGCAGUUGCAAGCACAACCCCCUCUCUCCUCAAAGCGCCAGAGAUCUCGUUGCAUCCGUCGACGUCUUCCUCUUCGAUUGCGAUGGGGUCAUUUGGAAAGGAGACAAGCUCAUCGAAGGAGUUCCUCAGGCUUUACAAUCUCUGCGAUCUAUGGGAAAGAAGCUGGUUUUUGUUACCAACAACUCAACCAAAUCCAGGAGGCAAUAUGCAAAGAAAUUCCUUGCUCUUGGGAUUGAUGUCAGUGAGGAUGAGAUCUUCUCAUCAUCAUUUGCUGCCGCGAUGUUCUUGAAGCUGAACAACUUCCCUCAUGGUAAGAAGGUUUAUGUUGUUGGUGAAGAAGGAAUACUCGAGGAACUAGAAUUUGCUGGAUUUAUAGGAUUAGGAGGCCCGGAAGAUGGCAAGAGAAACAUAGUGCUAAAAUCAGGAUUCCAAUUUGAAUAUGACAAAAGUGUUGGGGCCGUAAUUGUUGGGCUUGACAAGUACAUAAACUAUUACAAACUCCAGUAUGCAACUUUGUGCAUCCGUGAGAACCCCGGGUGCCUCUUUAUUGCAACCAACCGUGAUGCUACUGGCAAUCUAACAGAGUCACAAGAAUGGCCAGGUGCGGGGUGUAUUGUUGCUGCAGUCUGUGGAUCAACUCAGAAAGAACCUAUUCUUGUUGGAAAACCGUCGACAUUUAUGAUGAAGUUCCUAGUAGAGAGAUUCCAGAUUGAUACUUCAAAAAUGUGCAUGGUUGGUGAUAGAUUGGACACAGAUAUACUUUUCGGAAAAAAUUCAGGCUGCAAGACUCUUCUUGUUCUUUCAGGCUGUACUUCCUUGCCAGCUUUGCAAGAUCCAUCGAAUAAUAUCUAUCCGGAUUAUUAUACGAGCAAUGUAUCCGAUGUUGUUGAAUUAUCAAAACUGUGAUGCGUUUGUCAGAACAGCUCGAUGUCAGCUGUUGAAAACCUCUUUAUUAUAAAACUACGAAUUCAUUUUCUUGAAAUAUUGUGAUGUAUCAAUCUUGUGUAAAGUUGAUUUUUUACUCCACAACAAUCGGUAACUUUAUAUCCCCUUCAGCAUUCUGAACACAAGCAAAUGAUAAGGCUGAGUAUCCUUUAUUAUGUUUA